UUUCGUUUUUUUGUAACUUUCUCUUUCUUUCUACAUAAGCCAUCUAGCGCGAAAUUAAUCAACUUAUAGCAUACAGUCACUAAGAAAACCUUCCGAAUAAUUUGCCCAUAGAGCCAGUACCAGUAGUUAAAAUAUUACAUCACGCACAUUCAUUCGUUUCGGCACGUGUUCCAGAGUAGUAACACUUUCAGUAUUUCCUCCGAUAUCCUCUUUAUUAUUCCAAGGUUUGACACAGUGGCUUUCUAAAUCGCUUAUUGUUUCCUGACAAUUUCUUGAGCUUAUUUGUAGUGCAUCAAAUUGUCUUGCGGACAUAUAGAGUUGCAUCAACGUCGUUUUAUUCCAGGGAAAAAAAGUAGCAACCGAAAACGUCGUCAAAAAAUAGGACACGCAAAUUGUGACCUGUGUGUGUGUGUGUGGUUCCUGCGUUUUGUCAACUUCGUAUUCGUUCAAAAUGCCUAAAGUCUCCAGAGAAGAGGAGCAAGAAGAGCACUCGCCGAUGACUCAAAACGGCGGUGAUGCGAGUAACAACAACAAGGUAACGAUGGAACGCCAAUUAGGUUUAAUGAAUGGCAUAGCCAUGAUCGUUGGAUCUAUUGUUGGAUCCGGUAUCUUCAUAAGCCCGAAAGGUGUCCUCCAGUCGACAGGAUCCGCCGGAUUGUCCAUUAUUGUGUGGGCGUUGUGCGGACUCGUUUCGUCUGUCGGUGCCAUAUGCUACGCUGAAUUAGGAACCAUGAUAAAUUCCUCGGGUGGCGAUUACGCAUACUUGGGCGAAGCCUACGGUCCUUUGCCGGCCUUUCUCUAUUUGUGGGCAGCUGUGCUCAUCAUCAUUCCUGUCUCAAACGCUAUUAUAGCCUUGGCCUUCGCCAAUUACAUCCUCCAACCGAUAUGGGGCGCUUGCCCACCGUCGGAUUCAGCCGUCCGACUACUCGCCGCCUUUGCCGUCGGCGUACUCGCUUUCAUCAAUUGCUGUAACAUGCGCUGGGUCGCCAAAUUGCAAACGGUAUUCAUGGCGGCUAAAGUCAUUGCCUUGGGGCUCAUUAUAACCACCGGAGGCGUCGCUUACUUUCUCCAAGGUGAAAGUCGGGGAUUUCAGGAACCCUUCCGCAACACGUCCACCGAUCCUAGUUUGAUCGCCUUGUCGUUUUAUUCGGGACUCUUUUCUUAUGCUGGAUGGAACUGUUUGAAUUUCGUCGCCGAAGAAGUGCGGGAACCAAACAAAAAUCUUCCGCGGGCUAUAUUGAUCUCGAUGCCCAUCAUCACGGUUGUGUACGUCAUGACCAACGUGGCUUAUUUGAUCGUGUUAACGCCCGAAGAGAUAUUAGAUUCCUCCGCCGUCGCAGUGACGUUUGGCGAUCGUGUGUACAGUUCAUUCACCUGGGUGAUUCAGUUGCUGGUGGCUAUUUCCGCUUUGGGCACCUUGCACAGUAGCAUCUUUAGCUCGUCGCGCAUCUUCUUCGUCGGCGCCCGCAAUGGACACCUUCCGGGCUCGAUAGCGCUGAUUAGCAUCAACAAUCUCACGCCAAUUCCUUCCAUCCUGUUCAUGGGUGGAUUGACUAUGGUGAUGCUCGUCGUGACUGACGUCUACGUGUUGAUUAAUUACACCUCCUUUGUGGAGGCCACGUUCGUAGCGGCCGCUGUUGGCGGACUCUUGUGGCUCAGGCGAACGAGACCAAACGCCGCUCGACCUAUUAAAGUGAGUUUGGUAUACCCGAUAGCGUUUUUCGCGGUCUCCAUCUUUCUGGUGUGCUUUCCCAUUUUUUCCAGUCUGGUGGAAGUCGUCACGGCCGUCGGAAUCACCAUUACCGCCGUUCCAGUUUUCUACUUUUGCAUCGCCUGGAAGAAGAAACCCAAGUGGCUCUCAUCGACCAGCAAUCAAUUCACUUUGCUGUGUCAGAAAAUAUUCCUAGCCGUCCCGGAAAACGCCGGAGGCAAGACUUACUGACGGGUGCGCAAUUUCAAUUCAAAAAACUAAUUUUCGCGGCUUUUGAAACCCCGAUCCCGGUUUGUUUUGAACGACUGCUUUCCAUUUUUUAAAAACGCGGUCGUUAUGUGGAAGCCUGUAUCAUCUCGUGCAUCUAAUGAAAGUGAUAUUUCAUAAUAAAUUAAUAGGGAAGCGAA
Messenger RNA from Daphnia pulicaria, 2118 nucleotides. Its product is annotated as large neutral amino acids transporter small subunit 2-like. The transcript is spliced from 9 exons. The record is from RefSeq and is a predicted model, not a curated record. Lineage: Eukaryota; Metazoa; Arthropoda; Branchiopoda; Diplostraca; Daphniidae. Gene Ontology annotation, molecular function: L-amino acid transmembrane transporter activity. Gene Ontology annotation, biological process: amino acid transmembrane transport. Gene Ontology annotation, cellular component: membrane. Bases 452 to 1942 code for a protein of 496 amino acids.